UCGCAUCUCCACUCACCAAUCACAGACGGUGAGAGGAGGAAUAUGGGAGUUGUUAUUAAGGGCAUAUGACGUCAGCGGUAGUACGUAGCCGCUACCCAAAAACCGACGAUGGUUCUCAUCAAGGAAUACCGCGUGGUCUUGCCCUGUUCCGUUGAGGAGUAUCAAGUGGGCCAGUUGUACUCGGUUGCAGAGGCCAGUAAGAAUGAAACUGGCGGCGGAGAGGGCAUCGAGGUACUUAAGAAUGAACCCUAUGAGAAAGAGGGCGAGAAAGGACAGUACACGCACAAAAUCUACCAUCUGAAGAGUAAAGUCCCUGCAUUUGUCAAGAUGAUUGCUCCUGAGGGCUCCCUGGUUUUCCAUGAAAAGGCCUGGAAUGCUUACCCUUACUGCCGAACUAUUGUAACGAAUGAAUAUAUGAAAGAAGACUUCUUCAUUAAGAUUGAGACAUGGCAUAAACCUGACCUUGGCACCGUAGAAAACGUGCACCAGCUGGACGCGGCCACUUGGAAGACGGUGGAGGUGGUGCCCAUUGACAUCGCCGACGGAGAGCAGGUGGCCCCAGCCGACUACAAAGCCGAGGAAGAUCCGUCUCUGUUCAAGUCAGUCAAGACGUCUCGAGGGCCUCUUGGACCCAACUGGAAGAAGGAGCUGGUUAGUAAUGCUGACUGCCCUAGGAUGUGUGCCUACAAACUGGUCACAGUCAAGUUCAAGUGGUGGGGACUGCAGAACAAGGUAGAGAGCUUCAUUCACAAGCAAGAGAAGCGUAUCUUCACUAACUUCCAUCGCCAGUUGUUCUGUUGGAUUGACAAGUGGGUGGAGCUGACCAUGGAGGAUAUCAGGAGGAUGGAGGCGGAGACACAGAAAGAGCUGGAAGAGAUGCGUAGGAAAGGUUCUGUGCGAGGCACGAAGGCUUCAGACGAGUAGCUGCUCCAGGUGUAGGUCUGAGGGAGGCUGUCUUCGCAAACACGGUCAAGUAAGGGGAACCAGUGCUGCCGACGCUGAAUGAGAUUGAGAAGCGAUGAAGAGUGAAGGUGAUGAUGAAGAAUGCGAAGCGGGCUCCCUGCGUGCCAUCUUUCCUGAUUCAGGAUGUGGAGGAUGAGGGCUAUGUGCCAACUGAUCAAUAGACCAGCCCCCUGACCUACCUGCACCCAAUCAUAGAUGUUCUAUCCACAGAAUAAUUGAUUUGUAGUGACACGAUCCCAGCUGAUAAGGCUCCAGUUUAUUUUGAUCUCCUGGGCUAAAGACAAUAUCAAUGACUUUGUUAAAGCCACCACCACCACCACCACCAUGCUGUUGAAAGACCAACACCUCUACUCUCUCUGUAGAUUAUUACACAUUUUAUUGGUUGUUGAUAGAGGUGAAUCUUAUCAAAGCAUUCUAUUGGCAUGAUUCCAUUAUGGCAAGUCUUGGACGAAAGAGUUUGUUUCUCCAAUCAAAGAGGGUCCUUCCUCUGUUGCUUUGGCUGUUGUUUGCUUUCGUUUUGUACCCUUGAAUAUUUUCUCCAGAUCAUUCCUUUCCCUCUGCUCAUUCCUCAGUCCUUCUGGUUGCUCAGAACUCGGUGGGUUUUCCAUUACCUGGCGAUGGAGAGUCUGUCAGUGUGUUCUCCAUAUACAUGUCCCUUCCUGCCAUGGUGGUCAUUAAGAGAUUACUGACACUGUUGGCGCCUGUGCCCACCCUAAUCUGUCCCCCUCCCUUUACGUCUUAUACACACUGACAGUCUUGUCCACACAGGUACUUCAGUCUCACUGCCAUAGAAAUGAACACAAACACAUGCCCAUAAACACCAGCACAAAUACAGGCGUGCGCACGCACAUGCGCACAAUCACACACACGCAUGCACAAACACACACACACACACACGUAGGUGUGAAUGCUUCUGCAGUGACUGUUCUGUUCAAACCUAAAGCUGGGCAGAUCCAUGCAGGCUCCUUCAACUGAAGGGGAGUGGCUGUUGUUGGAGUGUUUAGUCUCACUGUUUCCCCAGCCCUCCCCAUCCUACACACACUCUUACGUCCCCGCAGAGAAAAUGCACUAAAAUACUGUCUCCAGUCUUAUUCACACACUGCUCACCCCACCUGGCUCUCCUCCCCACCUGGCUCUCCUCCCCACCAGGCUCUCCUCUCAGUAACCUGCCUGUCUUACUCCUAUGACUCUCUGGGUGUGUGUUCUGGUGCUGGUCGAAUCCUGCUGAGUAGGGGCAGCAGGUAGACAGAAACCCAGGCCAGGCCACCAAGCCAGGCCUCUACUCACUCAACACCUCACUGUGCCUUACUGUACCUCCAGUCUCUGAGCUGCCCCAGUCUGGGGGUCUGCCUCUGGGAGCUAGCUAGCACCGCCUUGCCUUUCAUUGUGGCUCCACAACCUCCAGCCAGGAACCACAACUGGGACAAUGAUCGGCAGGGUCUUCAUCCAUUGUAGACUGGGGAGAUGAGGCAUUAUCCAUUUGCAAUGACUUUAUUACUCCUGUGUUUUAACUGAAUGCCACCAUGUUUUCAAGGUCCUGAUACAUGGCACUGAUGUGUGUCACUUGGGCUGUGAUCUGGGGACGCCCCCCUACAGAGACACUGUGUUUUUGUAGACAGAUGAAGUCUCCAGCAGCCAGUCUGUGGGACAGGGCCAUGCUGAUUCUGGAAGGCUGCUGUGUUCAUGCUUUUGGGACAGUAAACAAUGAGUGCAUCUUACCUUGGCGUUCAACCUCAGCCAUUCUGCCUUUUUUAUAUAUACAUGUAUAUCAACAGUCAUGCUUGCAGCCGAGACAGAUGGAAUAUUUUUUAUGACGAGCUUAGUCUUGAUGGUAUAUUUUUUUAUAUUGUAUAAGCCUCACAGGGGGAUGUGAGAACCUUCUCAGUGAUGGGUUUAGUGCUCACCCAAAGAGUAUGAAUGGAUCUGGGUGAUAGAAUUCGUUUACAUGCUUUGUUCAACCCCUGGCUCUUACCUGACAAACACUUCCCAUGGGCAAUACGGCAAUACUGACCUGCACCCUGUUUAUACCUGCUGUUAACGCAUCCUUUGUCUGGAACUUGUCCAGAUUUUGACAAUUGAAUGAAUUCAGAUCAGAUUGUGAUCAAAUCUUAUUAAGUGUAAUCGGACAGGAUCAGGACAAAGGACCCGGGUAUGAACAGGGCUUUAAAAGGCCAACUGAACUCUUCCGACAUGAAAAGUCAAGGCCAUAACAGGACUGAUUAAGUCCAGUUUUCGUCAGUGACUGUGUAUGCAAACUGCAUCCUCUGUCUUACAUUGGAUGGAAAACAGAAAAACAGAAUCGACCCAGCUCUCAUAUCAGAGGACAUAAUGGUUUACCAUCUGUACUGUAGAGACAAUGAUAUGCUGAACGGACAGAGGGGAGGUAGUCCUUACAAAAAACUGUGUGAUCAUGAUUGAUAAUCUAUUGUUUAAGUUCUAGAAGUAAAAGUAAAUGUGCUUUUAAAAAAUGUCUGAUCAUCCAUUCAAAUUCAGGGGACAUGGUAGUGAAUGUUUUUCAUUUUGUUUAGCCUUUUCUGUCUGUAGGGUUUUGUGCUGUGGAAAGUACACAAUGUAACUAGCUAAAUACCUAAUAAAUUUCAACACAAAAUCAA
This is a messenger RNA of Esox lucius (northern pike), 3575 nucleotides long. Its product is annotated as phosphatidylinositol transfer protein beta isoform. The record is from RefSeq and is a predicted model, not a curated record. The transcript is spliced from 12 exons. Lineage: Eukaryota; Metazoa; Chordata; Actinopteri; Esociformes; Esocidae. Bases 109 to 924 code for a protein of 271 amino acids. Gene Ontology annotation, molecular function: phosphatidylcholine intramembrane carrier activity; phosphatidylcholine binding; phosphatidylinositol transfer activity. Gene Ontology annotation, biological process: phospholipid transport. Gene Ontology annotation, cellular component: cytoplasm.